This is a messenger RNA of Alnus glutinosa, 2348 nucleotides long. Its product is annotated as cysteine-rich receptor-like protein kinase 44. The transcript has 7 exons. Gene Ontology annotation, molecular function: ATP binding; protein kinase activity. The coding region runs from base 411 to 2000 and encodes 529 amino acids. Gene Ontology annotation, biological process: protein phosphorylation. The record is from RefSeq and is a predicted model, not a curated record. Lineage: Eukaryota; Viridiplantae; Streptophyta; Magnoliopsida; Fagales; Betulaceae.
CUAGAUUAUAAUCUUCCCCUUUGCAGAGAAUACAUUGAAGGACAGUGAGAAUGGGCUCUUCAAGAGUACUACUGUCCUUCGUUUUCUAUGGCAUCCUUAUGCACCUUGUUAAGCCCACCAUUGCUCAGCGAGAUCCCUACGUGCUCCACCAGUGUUCUACCAAUGGUAACGUUACCAGUAACAGUACCUACAGGGCAAACCUCAACAGCCUCUUUUCCUCCCUCUCUUCUAAAAACCAAAUCGAUAAUGGGUUCUACAAUUUCUCCGCCGGAGACAACUCCGACAAAGUUAACGCAGUUGCGCUUUGCAGAGGAGACCUCACGGCAAGUAACUGCCGUAGCUGUGUCAAUAUGUCUGCUCACGAGCUCUUAUUGUUAUGUCCAAACGAGAAGGAGGGCAUCAUGUGAUAUAUGAAUUGUACAGUACGAUUCUCCAACAACUCCAUAUUUGGUGUUAUGGAACUUGAGCCUAUGGACUAUCUAUACAGCUCGGCAAAUGUCUCCGACGUGAGUGGGACGUUCAAACAAGUUCUUCGGAGUUUACUGGAUAGCCUAAGAAGUAAAGCUGCAUCUGGUGACUCCAUUCGAAAGCUUGCAAUUGGAGCUGCCAACUCCACAUACUUUAAUAUAUAUGCACUCUUGCAGUGCACUCCUGACUUGGAAGAGCAAGAAUGCAUCAAUUGCCUAAAUCAGACCAUCGGAUUUCUUCCAGAGUGUUGUGAUGACGCGACAGGAGCGAGAGUUCUUACACCCAGCUGUAACUUAAGGUAUGAAGACUACAUGUUCUAUGACACUACUCCCGCUGUACGGCCGCCAUCAUCAUCGUCUCUUCCUCCUCCGCAGGGAGAAGGAAAGAAGAGUAACUCAUCUCGAACUAUAAUUAUAGUUGUGGUUGUUGUUGUUUUUGUGGUCUUAGUAAUUUGCAUAUGCGUCUAUAUCCAUUUAAGAGUGAAAAAGCGAAGGAAGAAAGUUGAAACUGUGGAUGAAAUAAUUAGUACUGAAUCAUUGCAAUUCGACUUUGCUACAAUUAGAGUUGCUACAGAGAAUUUUUCAGAUGCAAAUAAGCUUGGGCAAGGUGGAUUUGGUGUUGUUUACAAGGGUAUGCUCUCGAAUGGACAAGAAAUACCCGUGAAAAGGUUGUCUAGUGUUUCUGAACAAGGUGAUCAAGAAUUUAAGAAUGAGGUCUUGCUAAUGGCUAAGCUUCAACACCGUAAUUUAGUCAGGCUCUUAGGUUUCUGCUUGGAAGGAAAUGAAAGGCUUCUCAUCUAUGAGCUCAUGCCUAAUGCAAGCCUCAAUCACUUCCUUUUUGAUCCAAUCAAACGUUUGCAUUUGGAUUGGGAGAAGCGUUACAAAAUUAUAGUAGGCAUUGCUCGAGGGCUUCUUUAUCUUCACGAAGAUUCUCAAUUUCGUAUUAUUCAUCGUGAUCUCAAAACUAGCAACGUUCUAUUAGAUUCAGAGAUGAAUCCCAAAAUUGCAGAUUUUGGCAUGGCAAGAUUGUUUGUGCUAGAUCAAACUCAUGGAAAUACGAGAAGAAUCGUUGGAACUUAUGGAUAUAUGGCUCCAGAAUAUGCAAUGCAUGGACACUUUUCAAUAAAGUCUGAUGUCUUUAGCUUCGGUGUAUUAGUUCUAGAGAUGGUGUCUGGGCAGAAAAAUAGUUAUUUCCGUAUAGGAGAAAAUUUAGAAGAUCUUCUUAGUUAUGCAUGGCGAAAUUGGAGGGAAGGCACAGCAUCAAAUCUUAUCGAUCCCAUCUUGAGAGUUAGUUCAACAUCUGAAAUAAUGCGAUGCAUCCAUAUAGGAUUGCUAUGCGUUCAAGAAAAUGUAGGUGAUAGACCAACCAUGGCUUCCAUCGCUCUCAUGCUUAAUAGUUACUCAAUCACUUUAUUGGUGCCCUCACGGCCUGCAUUUUUUAUGCACACCACCGUUGAAUCAGACAUGUCAUCAGAUCGAUCAUUCCAAGCCUCAACAAAUGAGGCUUCAAUCAGUGAGUUAUAUCCUCGCUAGUGCUCGAUGGAAGUAACAAGAAUUUUUUGUUCAAGUCUUUGGAAAAUUCACUUGAGGUCCAUUUGGUUUAAAGGGCUAUGCAACAGGAGUUGAGUGUAUUGGAUUUAAGGCCCGGACCCAUGAGUCUAUUCGAUUGUCAUUCACCAUUACCUAUACUGCCUAUAAUCCGUGCUAUGGGUGAUUUUUUCAUAAAAAGUGUAUGCACCCAUGUAUGAAAUUGUUGGAAAGUUUUGGUGUAUUUAACAAUUUUAGCCACCUUAAAAUCAUUCAAAAUGUUAAAUUUUGGUCAUCGGAGAGAUAAUAUUCUUAUUUUUAUUGCAAUAUGUAACAUUUUUUCUUUAGUGUUAA